Messenger RNA from Erigeron canadensis, 657 nucleotides. The record is from the annotation of a RefSeq genome assembly. NCBI's taxonomy places the organism in Eukaryota, Viridiplantae, Streptophyta, Magnoliopsida, Asterales, Asteraceae.
AUGGGACAAAAAAUAAAUCCAAUUGGUUUUAGACUUGGUACAAGCCAAGGUCAUCAUUCCCUUUGGUUCGCACAACCAAAAAAUUAUUCUGAGGGUCUGCAAGAAGAUCAAAAAAUAAGAAAUUAUAUCAAGAAUUAUGUACAAAAAAAUACGAAAACGUCUUCUGGCGUCGAGGGAAUUGCGCGUAUAGAAAUUCAAAAAAGAAUCGACCUGAUCCAAAUAAUAAUCUAUAUGGGAUUUCCAAAAAUAUUAAUAGAAAGUCGACCCCGAGGAAUCGAAGAAUUACAGAUGAAUUUACAAAAAGAAUUUAAUUCUGUAAAUAGAAAACUUAACAUUGCUAUCGCACGAAUUGAAAAGCCUUAUGGAAACCCUAAUAUUCUUGCAGAAUUUAUAGCCGGCCAAUUAAAAAAUAGAGUUUCUUUUCGCAAAGCAAUGAAAAAGGCUAUAGAAUUAACUGAACAAGCAGAUACAAAAGGAAUUCAAGUGCAAAUUGCAGGACGUAUCGACGGAAAAGAAAUUGCGCGUGUUGAAUGGAUCAGAGAAGGUAGGGUUCCACUACAAACCAUUCGAGCUAAAAUUGAUUAUUGUUCCUAUACAGUUCGAACAAUCUAUGGGGUAUUAGGCAUCAAAAUUUGGAUAUUUAUCGAGGGGGAAUAA